Molecule: messenger RNA, 201 nt
Organism: Darwinula stevensoni
Lineage: Eukaryota; Metazoa; Arthropoda; Ostracoda; Podocopida; Darwinulidae
Source: the annotation of a GenBank genome assembly
AUGUCGGUGGUGAGGAUGUUGGUGGUGGUCGUGCUGCUAUUCCUCCUCUCCUGGGGUCCAUUCCUUAUGGAGAGUGUCCUCACUUCCUUCGGCGUGAUCGACGAACUUCAUACCUCACCAGAGUUGAAGCACAUGAGGCUCGCUUUUGCACUCAUGGCUUACUUCAACAGGUCUGCUGUUCUCGAUCAAAAAUUUUCGUGA